AUGGCUGUGUCUUUGGAGAAGCACGGCAAUGGCCAACCACGGUUUCCAGGGUGUUCAAACAUCAGCGAAUAUACAUUUGUUGGCAAGCUCGGAGAAGGCACCUUCGGUGAGGUCUACAAGGCAAAGUCCAAGAAAGACUCCACCACUGUGGCGCUGAAGAAGAUUCUUAUGCAUCAUGAGAAGGAAGGCUUCCCAAUCACAGCUAUCCGAGAGAUCAAGCUCAUGAAGGCACUAUCACAUCAAAACAUACUACAGCUCAGAGAAAUGGCCAUCGAGCGAGGCAAAGGCGAAGGGCGCAAAAAGCCAAGCAUGUACAUGGUUUUCCCAUACAUGGAACAUGACCUGGCAGGACUUUUGGAAAAUCCUUCAGUCCAUUUCAGUGAACCACAGAUAAAAUGUUACUUGAUGCAGCUUCUUGAAGGGCUCAAGUAUUUGCAUGGACAACGCAUCCUGCAUCGUGAUAUGAAAGCUGCAAACUUAUUGAUCAGCAACGGCGGAAUUCUUCAAAUUGCUGAUUUCGGUCUUGCUCGGCCCUAUGAGGAUGCACCUCCACUUCCUGGGAAAGGCGGAGGGGAUUCCACGAGGGAGUACACCGCGCUUGUUGUCACAAGAUGGUACCGUCCACCUGAGCUGCUGCUGCAACUUCGAAAGUACACUACAGCCAUCGACCUGUGGGGAGUUGGCUGUGUGUUUGGUGAAAUGUUCAAGGGGAAGCCUAUUCUCACCGGAAACAGUGACCUGAACCAAGCACAAUUAAUCUUCAACCUCGUGGGUACUCCUACUGAGGAAAAUAUGCCCGGAUGGAGCCAACUCCCCGGAUGUGAGGGAGUUAAGAAUUUUGGAUACAAGCGUGGCAACCUUUCUGGUUUCUUCCAAGAAUUGAGCCCGACCGCUGUAUCACUACUGGGCGAGCUCCUCCGCCUUGACUGGAGGAAACGAAUCAAUGCAAUGGAUGCGCUCAAGCACCCCUAUUUCACUACACCCCCACUCCCCGCCAGACCCGGGGACAUCCCGCAAUUCUCAGAUUCCCACGAGCUUGACCGCAAGAAGUUCCGCAGCCAGCGGCCGCCUGUGCCACCCGUUCCCCCAGGCGUCUCAGAUGCCCCACCCAAUGGGGCCUGGCCAACCUCCGGCUCUCGGGGCCCGGAUUCGCGACACGGCCGUCCCCCAGGGCCUGGCCGCGGAGGUAGACCACCUCCGCCAGGAAAUCACACAAAUCCUCAACGUCGUGCCCCCUUCCCGCCUUCAAGAGAGACCGGUCUUCCUCCACGCCCUCCUGUGCCUUCCAAUCAGCCAUGGGAGGGGUCUCAAUCCAACCGACCUGACGGAAGAGACGACCGACGAGGACAAUUUCCUCCAAGGAGCUCAGGAGCAGGCAGGCCAACUAAUAAUUUGGACUCAUAUGUCCCUAAAUACAACGACCGCAAUGAUCGCCCAAGAGACUCGGGGGAGCAUGGCUCUUCAAAUCCCGACUGGCGUGCAUCGGGCCGUCGCGAUUACAGACGUGAGCCAUCAAGGAGAAGAAGCCGGAGCCCCAGUUUUAGAGAUGGGAGUCGAGGUUGA
This is a messenger RNA of Penicillium salamii, 1563 nucleotides long. Lineage: Eukaryota; Fungi; Ascomycota; Eurotiomycetes; Eurotiales; Aspergillaceae. The record is from the annotation of a GenBank genome assembly.